AUGCCCGACAAACCCUCCUCAAAACCCUUCUCGCUGCACAUGCGCAUGCGCAUCUCAUCCGGCCCCGCACCGCCCGUCGGCACAUAUCUCCGCCUAUCGAGCAUCCAAGCAUCACAAAACGCAACGUCCCUGACUCUCGACGACGUCGUCGACGCCCAGAGGUCGUACGAAGCACGACUCGACUUCAUGGAAGCGCAGCCUUCGCCGUCGGUCCCGCUCCGCUGCAGAUCGUGUGACAGGGAGCGGUUUGUGCUUGAGAGUGUAAGGGAGCUGCCGGGGAAGGAGCAUUGGUUGGCAGGAUUAUCGUGCGGAGAUAGGGUUGGGGUUAUGGCGCUUAUAGUUGCGCUGUACGAGGAAGAGCAUGCUUGUUCGUACGCUAUCGGGGAUGCGGGGCGUGGAGCUGGCGCGAGUCGCGUUGCGUAA
Molecule: messenger RNA, 423 nt
Organism: Peniophora sp. CBMAI 1063
Lineage: Eukaryota; Fungi; Basidiomycota; Agaricomycetes; Russulales; Peniophoraceae
Source: the annotation of a GenBank genome assembly